GAUGAAUUGAUGGAGAAGACGGUCCCCGCGAGCAUCCGUUUGAAAAGGCCCUUGAAAAUGGAAGACCCCGUUUGCGAAAAUGAAAUCCUUGCAACUCUGCGUGCAAUUUCCAGCAGAAACCAGGUCUGGAGGUCGUAUAUUGGCAUGGGCUACUAUAACUGCUCAGUGCCACAGACUAUUUUGCGGAACUUACUGGAGAACUCAGGAUGGAUCACCCAGUAUACUCCGUACCAGCCAGAGGUGUCUCAGGGGAGACUGGAGAGUUUACUGAAUUACCAGACCAUGGUGUGUGACAUCACAGGCAUGGACAUGGCCAACGCAUCCCUGCUGGAUGAGGCGACCGCAGCUGCAGAGGCGAUGCAGCUAUGCCACAGACACACCAAGAGGAGGAAGUUUUUUGUUGACCCUCGUUGCCACCCACAGACAAUAGCUGUCAUCCAGACGCGAGCCAAAUAUGCUGGAGUUCUCAUUGAGUUGAAGUUAUUCCACGAAAUGGACUUCAGUGGGAAAGAUGUCAGUGGAGUGCUGUUCCAGUACCCAGACACUGAGGGGAAGGUGGAAGACUUUACUGAACUCGUGGAGAGAGCCCAUCAGACUGGGAGCUUGGCUUGCUGUGCUACUGACCUUUUAGCUCUGUGUAUCUUGAGGCCUCCUGGAGAAUUUGGGGUAGACAUCGCCCUUGGCAGCUCACAGAGAUUUGGGGUGCCACUCGGCUAUGGUGGACCGCAUGCAGCCUUUUUUGCCGUCAGAGAAAGCUUGGUGAGGAUGAUGCCUGGAAGAAUGGUGGGAGUUACAAGAGAUGCCACCGGGAAAGAAGUGUAUCGUCUUGCUCUUCAAACCAGGGAGCAACACAUCCGGAGAGACAAGGCUACCAGCAACAUCUGUACUGCUCAGGCUCUCUUGGCGAAUAUGGCUGCCAUGUUUGCAAUCUACCACGGUUCCCGAGGGCUGGAGCAUAUUGCUAGGAGGGUACACAAUGCCACUUUGAUUUUGUCUGAAGGUCUCAAGCGAGCGGGGCAUCAACUCCAGCACGACCUGUUCUUUGACACUUUGAAGAUUCAGUGUGGCUGCUCAGUGAAGGAGGUUUUGAGCAGAGCUGCUCAGAGGCAAAUCAAUUUUCGGCUUUUUGAGGAUGGCACACUUGGUAUUUCUCUUGAUGAAACAGUCAGUGAAAAAGAUCUGGAUGACUUGUUGUGGAUCUUUGGCUGUGAGUCAUCAGCAGAGCUGGUUGCUGAAAGCAUGGGCGAGGAACUGAGAGGUAUUCUAGCCACUGCCUUCAAGAGAACCAGCCCGUUCCUUACAAAUCAAGUGUUCAACAGCUAUCACUCGGAAACAAAUAUUGUUCGAUAUAUGAAGAAAUUAGAAAACAAAGACAUUUCCCUCGUUCACAGCAUGAUUCCACUGGGAUCCUGUACCAUGAAGCUCAACAGUUCAUCUGAACUUGCACCAAUCACAUGGAGUGAAUUUGCAAACAUCCACCCCUUUGUGCCUUUGGACCAAGCUCAAGGGUACCAGCAGCUUUUCCGAGAGCUUGAGAAGGAUUUGUGUGAGAUCACAGGCUACGACCGAAUCUGUUUACAGCCUAACAGUGGAGCCCAGGGGGAAUAUGCUGGGCUGGCCACUAUCCGAGCUUACUUAGAAGAGAAAGGAGAGAGACACAGAACGGUUUGCCUCAUUCCGAAAUCAGCUCAUGGGACCAAUCCCGCAAGUGCCCACAUGGCAGGCAUGAAGAUUCAGCCUGUGGAGGUGGAUAAAUAUGGAAAUAUCGACACAGCUCACCUCAAGGCCAUGGUGGAUAAACACAAGGAGAACCUGGCAGCCAUCAUGAUUACAUACCCAUCCACCAAUGGGGUGUUUGAAGAGAACAUCAGCGACGUGUGUGACCUGAUUCACCAACACGGAGGCCAGGUCUACCUAGACGGGGCAAAUAUGAAUGCUCAGGUGGGAAUCUGUCGUCCUGGAGACUUUGGGUCUGAUGUCUCGCACCUAAACCUUCACAAGACCUUCUGCGUUCCCCACGGAGGAGGCGGCCCUGGCAUGGGGCCCAUCGGAGUGAAGAAGCAUCUUGCCCCUUUCCUACCCAGUCAUCCUGUCAUUUCGUUAACGUCUGAUGAGGAUGCCCGGCCCGUGGGGACCGUCAGCGCAGCCCCGUGGGGCUCCAGUUCCAUCCUGCCCAUUUCAUGGGCUUACAUUAAGAUGAUGGGAGGCAAGGGCCUUAAACAAGCCACGGAAGUUGCUAUAUUGAAUGCCAACUACAUGGCCAAGAGAUUAGAAAAACACUACAGAGUCCUUUUCCGGGGUGCAAGAGGUUAUGUGGCUCAUGAAUUUAUUUUGGAUACAAGACCCUUCAAAAAGUCUGCAAAUAUUGAGGCUGUGGAUGUGGCCAAGAGGCUUCAGGAUUAUGGAUUUCAUGCCCCUACCAUGUCCUGGCCAGUGGCAGGGACUCUCAUGAUUGAGCCCACUGAGUCGGAAGACAAGGCAGAGCUGGAUAGGUUCUGUGAUGCCAUGAUAAGCAUUCGGCAGGAAAUCGCCGACAUUGAGGAGGGCCGCAUCGACCCCCAGGUCAAUCCACUGAAGAUGUCUCCACACUCCCUGACCUGCGUCACAUCCUCGCACUGGGAUCGGCCGUAUUCCAGAGAGGUGGCAGCCUUCCCACUCCCCUUUGUGAAACCAGAGAACAAAUUCUGGCCAACCAUUGCCCGGAUCGAUGACAUCUAUGGCGACCAGCACCUGGUCUGUACCUGCCCACCCAUGGAAGUUUAUGAGUCUCCAUUUUCUGAACAGAAGAGGGCCUCUUCUUAGUCUCCCCCUGAGUCCAAGUGACUGAUUUGAUGCCUCUCUCUGGAGCAUGGAGCAUUUGAUAAGCAAGAAAUAUUUCAUCACCUACCCCAGACUCAAGCAGGGGUUUUAUAUACUGUGUAUAUUUUUGUAAUCUCUGUCAAGGUAAAUGUAAAUACAGUUAGUGUGGUGAGUGGGAGCUCACUGUUGGAAGACUGAUUUGCUUCCAUGCCUCUGCCUCCACAUGUAGCAGUUGAUGUUCAAUUUGCCUUGAUUGGUGGCCAUUUUUAGUUUUUUGCAUAGAAAAUUUGGGGUGUGCUCGGAACUUUAACUUUCAAUGGAGCAAGUUCACAGACAUUGUAGAGGCUAUACUGAUAGACAUAUUUUUGUUCCAAAUAAGUCCUUAUGGACUGUGCCAACUGUGGGAAAUCCCAGGGCAAAUGUUUACAUUUUGUAUACACUGCAGAAAUCUUCCUUCCAACUAAUUUGCCUAAUCAAUAAUAGCAUUUGUUUUCACUUUUUUUUAUCUGCAAUUAUUAGUGUUCUAAUAAAAGCGUUUCAAUUUGAAGAAUGCCUUCUUGAUCCAGUUUUCAUUCUUAUGUCCAUGUCCAGGUUCAGAGGGAUUUGAAGGGUAAGGAGAAUACCUAACCCACUAACCACUGUUCCGUCACCAGCUUUGUCUCUGGCUGGCUAAAGAAACAGUGUGUAUGCCUUGGUUAGCACUUUGGCCCUUUUUGUAAGAAUUGUGUUAGGUUGCGUGUAACUGAAACCCAACUACAGAAGUUUAAUCAAAUAGUUUGUUUUUUCUUGUUUAACAGUAAGUUCAGGGGUAAUAAGCCAAGGGCUAGUGCUCCUUCGGUCUUUCUGUUCUGCCUUAUUUGGUGUAUAGUCUUCCUCCUCAUAGUCCUGGAUGGCUGCUGCAUAUCCAGGCAUCACUGCCAUUCCAGAUAGGAAAAGGGGGAGAAAAGGAGAGACAAAAGGCAGAUGCCAUCCAACUUGGCUUCUUCUGAAAUGCUUUCCAAGAGGUUUCACCCAGUAACUUCUGCUGACUUUUAACUGGCCAGAACUGGUUCAAAUUGCCACUCCUAGCUGCAAGGGGUAUGGGGAAGACUUUUAGCUGGGCAUGUUACUGCCCCAAAGAAAACCAGGAGUUUGUUAACUGAAGAAAAGGGGAAGAAUGGGUUUCGGGUAGGCAAGUAGCAUGCCUGCCACAAAUAAGUUU
Myotis lucifugus (little brown bat) is the source of this 4000-nucleotide messenger RNA. It is a transcript of the gene GLDC, whose product is annotated as glycine decarboxylase. The transcript has 24 exons. Gene Ontology annotation, cellular component: glycine cleavage complex; mitochondrion. The coding region runs from base 10 to 2802 and encodes 930 amino acids. The record is from RefSeq and is a predicted model, not a curated record. NCBI's taxonomy places the organism in Eukaryota, Metazoa, Chordata, Mammalia, Chiroptera, Vespertilionidae. Gene Ontology annotation, biological process: glycine decarboxylation via glycine cleavage system. Gene Ontology annotation, molecular function: glycine binding; glycine dehydrogenase (decarboxylating) activity; pyridoxal phosphate binding.